AUGAGUCAGUUACUUAACUGGUGUAAAGGAGAGGGUAUUAACCCCUCACAUGCUGUUUUGCUUAAGGGUGUCCCUGAAGACACAGAAGUUAGUGUCAUAGAGGGCACCGUGCAGACCAUUAAAGCUCUUGGACGUGUUAGAGUCAGAGGAAGAACAUAUGAUCCUGUGUCUCAAAGUUUAACAGUUCUUUGUGAGUGCAGGGAAGCCGCAAAGACUGAAGCCAUUCCUGCUGAUGUUAUGCCUGAAGGCAGUGAUUCCCCUUGGCGAAUCAUUAGUCCAGUUGAAGUUGAAAAAGAGAGCCUUCAGCACGGAGAAGCUCCUUCACAAACACCAGACCCAGACACGAGCCAAAAUUCGUUUUUCCAAUCAUCCAGUCCAGAGGCCAUAAUUAGAGCAGUAGGUGACAUCUUACAGCUCACCUCUAAACCAACUAGUGACAGUAGCAGUUACAGACGACUCCGAACAUUUUCGGGGGUGCUUCCCACACCGCUGGGAGAGGAACCUUUGGAUAACUGGCUAGAGCAAGCAAGACUAAUGAUUGAAGAGUCAGACAAACCCGACAAAGAAAAGAAAAUGAGAAUAAUGGAGAGUGUAAAAGGUCCUGCCAUGGAGAUUCUUCAGGCGGUGAGAUUUAAUAAUCCAGACACAACUCCCACAGAAUACCUAGAUGUUAUUGAAAACACGUUUGGCACAACAGAGACGGGAGAAGAGCUAUACUUCGCUUUCAGAAUGAUGUGCCAGCAUCCAACUGAGAAGCUAUCAGAGUUUCUGAGAAGAAUGGAAAGAAUAUUAAAUAAAGUAGUUCAAAAAGGGGGUUUACCACUUGCCUCCAAAGACAAGGCACGCAUUGACCAACUCAUUAAAGGUUUCAUCAGAUCUGACAUGAUGAUUUUAAGCUUGAGACUAAGAGAGAGAAAAAUUGCCCCGCCAACAUUCCUGCAGCUCUUGAAUGAGAUACGAGUGGAGGAGGAGCAUGAGGCCUCCAGACGUAGGCUGAAUCCCCCUAAAUCUGUGCACGUCAAACGUACUGCUGCAGCUACAGAGAUUGAGGCAACAGAUCUUGGGGUGGAGGUUGAACGGCUGAGAUCACAAGUGAUUGAGCUCCAAGCUUUAGCCCAGUCCCAGCGUGCUUCUCCUUCUGCACCUCCACCUGCAAUUCAAGCAGAGACAGUUAACUCUGAAGAGGACGGGAGCCUACAAGCUUUUAAAAGAGAGGUUGUAAAACUUAGAAAACAAGUCUCAGCAAUGUCAGUCAAGUCUACUGCAGCACCCCAAGAGCUUUUACCUCUCAAAGAUACCUCUCCAACUCCUGGGGCGCCGAGGGCAUCCAUGCCCCGAGACCCCAAAGACAUUUUUUGCUACCGUUGUGGGGAGGAGAGAUAG
Molecule: messenger RNA, 1383 nt
Organism: Nothobranchius furzeri (turquoise killifish)
Lineage: Eukaryota; Metazoa; Chordata; Actinopteri; Cyprinodontiformes; Nothobranchiidae
Source: RefSeq, a predicted model, not a curated record